AUGGCAACCGCUCAGACAACGUCAAGGAAGAAAACUGUUCUGACGAUCAAAGAAAAAUAUCUUGCUUUGAAAGAGCUUGAAAAAGAAGGAACAACUAAAAAGUCUAUUGCUAAAAAGUAUGGUGUCCCACCUAACACACUUUCAUACUGGGUUAAGAAUAAAAGUGACAUUUUUACCAAGUAUGAAUCAGGCCAGUAUGGAGUUAAAAGACAAAAGCUUUCUUCCGAAAAAUACGAUAACAUUGAUAAAGCAGUUUACAAGUGGUUCGUUAACGCUCGUGAAAGAACUGUGCCGAUUAGUGAUCAAAUCAUUCGAGAAAAAGCAUUGGAUUUUGCAAAGCAAUUCAACGAACCUGAUUUUAAAGCUUCAGAAGGCUGGCUAGACAGAUGGAAGUACAGACAAAACAUCAUUUACAGAAUUAUUUCUGGAGAGGAAAAGUCUUGUACACCAGGGAUGACAGCAAGCUGGGAAGAAACACACCUGCCAACCAUUUUGUCACGCUAUGAUUUACCAGACAUUUUCAAUGCUGAUGAAUUCGGCUUGUUCUACCAGAUGCUUCCAACAAAUACCUAUCAUGCCAAAGGUGAAAGAUGUGCUGGUGGAAAAUUCAGCAAAGUUCGUUUAACAGGACUUGCAGCAGGAAAUGCCCUAGGUGAAAAGUUGCCCAUGUUUGUUAUCGGAAAAUCGGUUACACCGCGCUGUUUCAAAGGAGUCAGAAGUCUUCCCUGUCAGUACCAAGCUCAAAAUAAGGCCUGGAUGGAUUCUGAAAUCUUUACCGAUUAUGUGAAAAAACUCGCUGUUAAAUUUGAAACUGCGGGUCGAAAGAUUGUCUUGAUAAUUGACAAUAGCCCAGCUCAUCCAGAAGUCACUGGUCUUAAAGCAGUAGAAUUAGUUUUUCUACCACCAAAUACAACGUAUAAGACCCAGCCCAUGGAUCAAGGUGUAAUCCGAGCAUUGAAGGCAUAUUACCGGUCAAAUCUUGUGAAACGUCAAAUAAAGUUCAUUGACGGCGAUAAAGAGGUCCCUAAAAUUAACAUUCUUGAAGGGAUGCAAAUCUUGGUCAAAUCAUGGGACGCUGUUUCAAAAGACACCGUUAAAAACUGCUUUGAGAAGGCAGGCAUCUCAAAAGAAGCACAGAUCACGAGUCUCAAUGAUGCUGAUGACCCAUUUAAAUCUCUUUCUGACAGCAUAAGCGAGUUGAAAAAAAGAGAAGUUGACGGCGACAUCUUUAACGCAGAUGAUUUUGUGGAUAUUGAUUUUGAGGUAUGCACGAGUAAAUCAAUUGAAUUGACUGAUGAGGAAAUCGUGGAAAUCGUACUUAAUGAGGACAAGGAUCAAAACGCGCCGAAUCUCGAAGAUGACGAUGAUGAUGAAAUUGAGGCACAUGACAUCCCCCCGAAGAAGCGAAAGCAGUCAGAGUUGGAAGAGGCCUUAGAACUGUUGGAAAGAUGGUCUUUGUUUGACGAGAAUGGUCUUGAAAUCAGAAAGCAGUUAAACAUGAUAACACGUACAUGUCAAAAACACUACAUCGAUAGUAAAAAACAAUAUAGUUCGAAGUUGGAAAUUUGGAAACGCAUUGUGAUUCAUUUUUUAAAAAAGUACAGCACUGCACUGACGGUAUGGAUUCAAAUGGCACAAAGGACAUUUAGGCUUGCGGUCAAAUUUCAGAUCGAGAUAUUGUACGAGUUCUUUAAUAAAAUUAACGGGCCAAAAAGAAAAUAUGACAAAUCAAAAGACGUAUUUAAUAAAAAAAAAUUCAACAUAAGAAAAACUUUCCAUGACUGUCACUUUCACGCUUUUAAACAAACUGAAUUGUCUAAACACGUCUGGAAAUUCUGGCAUGGACCCAAUUCAUGGAAAGUAAUUGAUCGUGUUUUUUUUAAACAAUUUUUGAUUUAUAAUGUUUGUAAAGAUAGCCUAGGUACAUCUGAAGAUCGCGUGCUCAUACCAGUCAUGUACAAUUUUCAAAGUUUCAAAUGUUGUUUAUUAUGUAUAUUUAUUUCGCUACUGGCUGGGUAUUGA
Molecule: messenger RNA, 2022 nt
Organism: Hydractinia symbiolongicarpus
Lineage: Eukaryota; Metazoa; Cnidaria; Hydrozoa; Anthoathecata; Hydractiniidae
Product: tigger transposable element-derived protein 4-like
Exons: 4
Coding region: 1-2022 (673 amino acids)
Cellular component (GO): nucleus
Molecular function (GO): DNA binding
Source: RefSeq, a predicted model, not a curated record